AUGAUGACGUCGCGAUUCCUUGUAUCCGGCAACCCGGCAACCGACCCGAAAGCCGCUGCGCAAUGGCUAGCCGAACAACGACGACGACCCAUCCGUGCUCCACACAAGACGGUACAAUAUGGCGAACUGGUCAUCACCAGAGGCGGUCUCUCGUCGGUCUCUAAAGAAGACCUCUGGUCUAUCCUGGAACAGGUCGCGAUUGCCGCGAUUGAAGUUGCGCGUUUUGAUCUGGCCGAACUGUGCAUCUCUCGGCUCAGCUCGCGUUUCGCCAACUCACAACGCGUCACCUCACUCCAAGGUAUGCUGCUCGAGGGACAGGCCAAAUCGAGAGAUGCAAUUAGGCUGUAUGAGAGUGUGCUUGAAACCGAGCAGACCUCGCUGAUCCUCUCGCGCAGACGCAUCGGCGCGAUCAAAUCUACCGGCGACAUCAAACAGACGCUACACGCGUUGAACUCUCAUCUCGACAUCUUCUACAACGAUCCCGAGGCAUGGCAGGAGCUCGCAGAGGUAUAUGCGACCCAAUCCAUGUACGCGCAGUCCGCUUUUGCAUUGGAAGAGCUCCUGUUGCAGGUGCCACAAAACGGCUUCUUCCAGUUAAAGUAUGCCGAGACGCUCUACACCGCCGCCGAGCUCACCAAGUCGUACAAGGCGUAUCUGAGGGUCUUGGAGAUGUGCCAGAGCGAUGCAGCCACUACGCAGCCGGUAGCGCCGAAUACAACUGCUGCACAUGGCGCUUGGCUGCGUGCGCUGUGGGGCACAAAGAUGGUGACAACCGCCUUGAUCGCCACACCUCCCAGAGCAAGCUCGACAGACGAUGCGAUCGAUCAAGCCAAAGUACUCAAGAUCGACGAGCUCGUCACCAAGCUCCUCCUCACCAACGUGUAUACCCCGCAGGCCGUGGCUUGCAAGCACCUCAGGGAUGUGGCGCGUGCUGUUCUCGCUGCUUGA
Mycosarcoma maydis (corn smut) is the source of this 948-nucleotide messenger RNA. RefSeq lists its product as uncharacterized. The record is from RefSeq and is a predicted model, not a curated record. Bases 1 to 948 code for a protein of 315 amino acids. NCBI's taxonomy places the organism in Eukaryota, Fungi, Basidiomycota, Ustilaginomycetes, Ustilaginales. Gene Ontology annotation, biological process: protein folding in endoplasmic reticulum. Gene Ontology annotation, molecular function: protein binding. Gene Ontology annotation, cellular component: EMC complex. The transcript is spliced from 2 exons.